AUGACGGUUGCGCUCAGGUUCCAGGUUGCUGCCCGUCAAUCCGGCUUGUCCUGGGGUAGCAAUGCCUUGCGGCGCACGGUGCCAGGACGGAGCUACUCCAGUGCAGCUUCGGUCGAUGGUUCGCUACCUUUGGCUGGUAUCCGGGUGCUUGAUAUGACACGCGUUUUGGCUGGUCCUUACUGUACUCAAAUUAUGGGUGAUUUAGGAGCGGAAGUUAUCAAGGUCGAACACCCUGUGCGCGGCGACGAUACUCGUGCUUGGGGUCCGCCAUAUGCAAAGUACGAAGAUGCUUCCAGGAAGGGCCCUGGCGAGAGCGCUUACUACCUAGCUGUCAACCGGAAUAAGAAAUCCCUCGGUCUAUCAUUCCAACACAAGUCAGGCGUCGAGAUUCUACACAAGCUUGCAAAGGAAUGCGAUGUCCUAGUCGAAAACUAUCUUCCAGGGGGGCUCAAAAAAUACGGCAUGGACUAUGAAACUCUGCGGGAAAUCAACCCAAAAUUGAUUUAUGCCAGUAUCACCGGGUAUGGCCAGACAGGCCCAUAUAGCAACCGUGCAGGCUACGACGUCAUGGUAGAAGCCGAGAUGGGAUUGAUGCACAUUACCGGUUCUCGGGAUGGCGCGCCAGUAAAGGUUGGUGUUGCUGUUACCGAUCUGACUACCGGACUAUACACAUCGAAUGCCAUCAUGGCGGCUUUGAUUGCUCGGGGUCGGACUGGUAGAGGUCAGCACAUCGAUGCCUGUUUGAGUGAUUGCCAAGUCGCUACGCUAUCGAACCUGGCUAGCUCUGCGCUUAUCAGUGGGAAAAGGGAUUCCGGCCGUUGGGGCACAGCACACCCAUCCAUUGUACCCUACCGGAGCUACAAGACCAGCGACGGAGAUAUUCUCUUCGGUGGUGGCAAUGAUAGGCUUUUUGGCGUGUUGUGUGAUCGACUAGGCUUUUCCGAGUGGAAGACGGACGCCCGCUUCGUCACUAACAGUGGCCGAGUGCAGCACCGUGCGGAGAUCGACGGUAUGAUUGAAAGCACCACCGUGCAGAAGACCACGCAGGAGUGGUUGGAUAUCUUUGAAGGCAGCGGUAUGCCCUAUGCGGCUGUCAACGACAUUCAGGGAACCCUGAAUCACAAGCAUGUUUUGGCACGAGGCAUGGUGACGGAAAUUGACCAUCCUGCAUGUGGUCCCAUCAAGAUGGUCAACACCCCUAUCAAGUACUCCGAAGCGACGCCCGGUAUCCGCACGCCUCCUCCUACUUUGGGCCAGCAUACAGAUGAGAUUUUGGGUAAUGUCCUCGGUUAUGGGGAGGCGGAUAUCGCUCGCAUGAAGGAUGAGGGGGUCAUAUCCUAA
Penicillium psychrosexuale is the source of this 1341-nucleotide messenger RNA. Its product is annotated as CaiB/BaiF CoA transferase family protein. The coding region runs from base 1 to 1341 and encodes 446 amino acids. The transcript has 6 exons. The record is from RefSeq and is a predicted model, not a curated record. Lineage: Eukaryota; Fungi; Ascomycota; Eurotiomycetes; Eurotiales; Aspergillaceae. Gene Ontology annotation, molecular function: catalytic activity.